AUGCCUGGUGCGGAGGUCGCCUCGUCGGGCCUUCGGCAUCAGAUCUGGACGGGUGUUGUUCCUCCCUGUGGUGCUCCUCCCACCUCCCUGGCCCUAGACUCCCUCUGGUGGUUUGGUGAGGUUGUUCGGCAGUGGGCUCUAAACCGGGGGAAACCCUUGGCUGACGAUGGCGGCCACGAGGUCGACGACGCUGGCGACGGCACCGUGCUCCUUCUUGAAGGUGACAUCGAGGUUGUAUCCCCUCCCUCCCUGCUCUUCCUAUAUCGGGUAAAAGCCCAAAUUAAACUUCGGGAGAGCGGUCUACCUCAGAUAGGUCUGGCGUCUUUCGAUCCGGGACGUGAAAGCAAGGAGCUUUCUGUGGAGGUAGAAGUGGAUGGUUCUUGGGUUUUUGCGUGGCCUCAGGAGUUCUCAAUGGUGGUCCUCUUCACCAACUUCGGUGCCUCUUCAGUCAGAUCGCAAGUCAAUCCUUGCUUUCCCGGGAGCAAAAAGAAAGAAAGAAAAAAGAGUCAAUCCUUGAUUUGGCAACGAGCGGCCGGGUGGACUUGUUUUGGGGAGUGGACUGACUUUUCGGCAUGUCGUGGCUCGCGUGAUUCUCCGCGACGUCUUUUGCAUUCCCAAAGGAAACAAUUACUGCGCGCGGUCACGGCCGCCGCGCUAUACGCGUGGCCGUCGUCGUCGCUCCUCCGCCCUGGACUCCCGCGCCUCAUCGCCCUCCUCCCGCUGUUCCCGCUCCUCGUCGCCGCGCCCCUGGCCUUCCCCUCCUCCGCCAUCGUCCGGGGCCUCGCCGCCUUCUUCCUGGCCUGGCUAGGCACCUUCAAGCUCGCCCUCCUCGCCGUCGGCCGCGGCCCGCUCGACCCCGCCCUUCCCGUGCUGCCGUUCCUCUUCACCGCCUUGCUCCCCGUCAAGCUCGCCCCAGCAUCAUCCAACAAGGCCAAGCCGGUGUCCCUCGUUUCUUGCGCGGUGAAGGUGGCCGUCGUAGCCGCCGUGGUCCGGCUGUACCAGCUCAACCACCGCCUGCACCUCUACGCGCGCCUAGCCCUGUACGGCGUCCACACCUACUGCUUCCUGGACCUCCUCCUCCCCUGCAUCGCGGCCGCCGCCGCCGCGCUCGGCAUGGAGGCGGAGCCGCAGUUCGACCGGCCGUACCUGGCGUCCUCGCUGCGGGACUUCUGGGGCCGCCGGUGGAACCUCAUGGUUUCUGCCAUCCUCCGGCCGUCCGUCUACGACCCCGUCCGCGCGCUCGCCGGGGUCCCCGCCGCCGUCCUGGCCACCUUCGCCGUAUCCGCGCUCAUGCACGAGGCCAUGGUGUACUACCUCAGCCUGCAGUGGCGGUCCGACGGCAUGAUGGCUGCCUUCUUCCUGCUCCACGGCGUUUGCUGCGUUCUCGAGGGGUGGUGCGCGCGGCGGUGGGCGGCGCGUGGGUGGCCGGCGCCGCCGCGGCCCGUGGCGACGGUGCUGGUAGGGCUCUUCGUCACGGCCACGUCGUUCUGGCUCUUCUUCCCGGCGCUUUGCAAGGACGGAGUUGAGGAGAAGCUGCUGCAGGAGUGGGCUGCGGUGGCCGCCUUCUUCCAGGACGCCGGCGGGAAGAUACCAUGCGUCUAAGGUAGGAGAUGGAGUGCCCAACACCGUGGUGGCGCCUGGCUUUGCAACAGGAACUCCACCCCCGCCACAACUGUGUUGCCAUAAGGGCGCGAACGAGGACGUCUCGGCCUUGCAGAACAUAAAGCAGUU
This is a messenger RNA of Lolium perenne, 1731 nucleotides long. The record is from RefSeq and is a predicted model, not a curated record. Lineage: Eukaryota; Viridiplantae; Streptophyta; Magnoliopsida; Poales; Poaceae.